AUGACCAUGUUGACAAAAAGCGAAAAUAUGCGAGACAGGCUCCAGGAAUCUCUCUCUGCUCAUCGAAACGAGCUCGUUUCGCUCCUUUCCAGGUAUGUUGCUAACGGAAAGGGGAUACUGCAAUCUCAUGACCUGAUAGGGGAGCUAGACAAUGUUGUUAAGGAAGACAAAUCAAUGAAGAUGCUCAAGUAUAGCCCAUUCAGCAAAGUCCUUCAAUCUGCACAGGAAGCUAUAGUUCUGCCUCCUUUUGUGGCUAUAGCACUUCGUCCAAGACCUGGUGUUUGGGAAUAUGUCCGUGUUAAUGUCUUUGAACUCAGUGUGGAUCAUUUGAGCGUUGCAGAGUAUCUUCGAUUUAAAGAAGAACUAGUGGAUGGACAGUGCAAUGACAACUAUGUUCUUGAACUUGAUUUUGAGCCAUUUAAUGCAACAUUCCCUCGACCAACUCGAUCAUCAACCAUUGGGAAUGGGGUUCAAUUCCUCAACCGUCACCUAUCUUCAAGUAUGUUCCGUAAUAAAGAAAGUUUGGAGCCUCUACUUGGUUUUCUUCGUGCACACAAACAUAAUGGUCAUGCUAUGAUGUUAAAUGAUCGGAUUCAGAAUAUUUCUAAACUUCAGUCUGCUUUGGCAAGGGCAGAGGAGUAUCUUUCUAAGCUGCCACCAAGUACACCAUAUUCUGAGUUUGAAUUUGAAUUACAAGGAAUGGGAUUCGAGAGAGGCUGGGGUGACAUUGCACAGCGGGUGUCAGAGACAAUUCAUCUUCUGUUGGAAAUCCUUCAGGCUCCUGAUCCCCCAACCCUAGAGACAUUUCUUGGGAGGAUUCCUAUGGUUUUCAAUGUUGUCAUUGUGUCUCCUCAUGGCUACUUCGGCCAGGCAAAUGUGUUAGGUUUGCCUGACACUGGAGGACAGAUUGUUUAUAUACUUGACCAAGUGCGUGCCUUGGAGGAUGAGAUGCUUCUUAGAAUACAAAAGCAAGGACUGGAUGUCAUUCCAAAAAUUCUCAUUGUUACCAGACUAAUACCUGAUGCAAAAGGCACAACGUGUAAUCAAAGACUGGAAAGAAUCAGUGGAACAGAACACACUCAUAUUUUGCGUGUUCCCUUUAGAACUGAGAAUGGAAUUCUUCGAAAAUGGAUUUCAAGGUUUGAUGUGUGGCCAUAUUUGGAGACUUUUGCAGAGGAUGCAUCAAACGAAAUUGCUGCUGAGUUACAGGGUGUUCCUGAUCUAAUCAUUGGCAAUUAUAGUGAUGGAAACCUUGUUGCAACUUUGUUGUCCUUCAAGCUAGGAAUCACACAGUGUAAUAUUGCCCAUGCAUUGGAGAAAACAAAGUAUCCAGAUUCUGAUAUAUAUUGGAGAAAAUAUGAGGACAAGUACCAUUUUUCAAGUCAAUUUACUGCCGAUCUUAUUGCAAUGAACAAUGCAGAUUUUAUAAUCACCAGUACAUACCAAGAGAUUGCAGGAAGCAAGAAUAAUGUUGGACAGUAUGAGAGUCAUACAGCUUUCACACUCCCCGGGCUUUAUCGAGUUGUUCAUGGGAUUGAUGUUUUUGAUCCCAAGUUUAAUAUCGUCUCUCCUGGAGCAGAUUUGACCAUAUAUUAUCCGUACACUGAUAAGGAAAGGAGACUUACUGCUCUACAUGGUUCGAUUGAAGAACUCUUGUAUGGUACUGAGCAGAAUGAUGAGCAUGUUGGUGUGUUGAGUGAUCAAUCAAAACCUAUCAUCUUUUCCAUGGCAAGACUUGAUAGGGUAAAGAACUUAACAGGUCUAGUUGAGUUCUAUGGUAAGAGCAACAAGUUAAGAGAACUUGUAAAUCUUGUUGUGGUUGGUGGUUACAUGGAUGUGAAGAAGUCCCGGGAUAGAGAAGAAAUGGAGGAGAUAAAAAAGAUGCAUGGCCUCAUUGAGAAAUACAAUUUGCAUGGGCAGUUCCGAUGGAUAGCAGCCCAAAUGAACCGUGCUCGUAAUGGAGAGCUCUAUCGCUAUAUUGCAGACACAAAAGGUGCUUUUGUGCAGCCUGCUUUAUAUGAAGCUUUUGGUCUCACAGUUGUUGAAGCCAUGACUUGUGGCCUUCCCACGUUUGCCACCUGUCAUGGUGGCCCUGCUGAAAUCAUUGAGAAUGGUGUUUCAGGAUUUCAUGUUGAUCCAUAUUACCCUGAUCAGGUUUCUGCAAUUUUGAUUGACUUCUUUGAAAGUUGCCAGAGAGAUCCUGGCUACUGGGACAAGAUCUCAGAUGCAGGGCUUAAAAGAAUCUUUGAAAGGUACACAUGGAAGAUAUAUACUGAGAGGCUACUGACUUUAGCUGGGGUUUAUGGAUUCUGGAAGUAUGUGUCUAAGCUAGAGAGGAGAGAGACGAGGAGAUAUCUGGAGAUGUUUUACAACCUCAAGUUCCGGAAUCUGGUGAAGUCCAUUCCGCUGGCAGUUGAUGAGCAGAAUUGAAAUGUAUGUGCUGAAGAAAUUCUGUUUGUUAGUGUUCAGUAUGCAUGUGAUGAACAAUGUUCUUGUUGCUGUUUAAUAAGUUUCCAGGAAUGACUUUGUUGUAAUUUAUUUU
Messenger RNA from Quercus lobata, 2542 nucleotides. Its product is annotated as sucrose synthase 2-like. The transcript is spliced from 16 exons. The coding region runs from base 1 to 2430 and encodes 809 amino acids. Gene Ontology annotation, biological process: sucrose metabolic process. Gene Ontology annotation, molecular function: sucrose synthase activity. The record is from RefSeq and is a predicted model, not a curated record. Lineage: Eukaryota; Viridiplantae; Streptophyta; Magnoliopsida; Fagales; Fagaceae.